AUGCACUCUCGUCUAGCCUCCCCUCUCGUGCUCCCUUGUCUCCUACCCAUCUUUCUCUCGUGCUCCCUCGCAUGCCGUGUUAUCCCCGGCCAAAGCCUCGAUUAUGGCAAUUCCCUCUCUCGUGCCAGGCCACUCAUUCCCUCUCCAUCCCUCUCGCACACCCCCUCUCAUACACACUCAUCCCCUCUCCAUCCCUCUCGCACACCCCCUCUCAUACACACUCAUCCCCUCUCCAUCCCUCUCGCACACCCCCUCUCAUACACACUCAUCCCCUCUCCAUCCCUCUCGCACACCCCCUCUCAUACACACUCAUCCCCUCUCCAUCCCUCUCGCACACCCCCUCUCAUACACACUCAUCCCCUCUCCAUCCCUCUCGCACACCCCCUCUCAUACACACUCAUCCCCUCUCCAUCCCUCUCGCACACCCCCUCUCAUACACACUCAUCCCCUCUCCAUCCCUCUCGCACACCCCCUCUCAUACACACUCAUCCCCUCUCCAUCCCUCUCGCACACCCCCUCUCAUACACACUCAUCCCCUCUCCAUCCCUCUCGCACACCCCCUCUCAUACACACUCAUCCCCUCUCCAUCCCUCUCGCACACCCCCUCUCAUACACACUCAUCCCCUCUCCAUCCCUCUCGCACACCCCCUCUCAUACACACUCAUCCCCUCUCCAUCCCUCUCGCACACCCCCUCUCAUACACAUUCAUCCCCUCUCCAUCCCUCUCGCACACCCCCUCUCAUACACACUCAUCCCCUCUCCAUCCCUCUCGCACACCCCCUCUCAUACACACUCAUCCCCUCUCCAUCCCUCUCGCACACCCCCUCUCAUACACACUCAUCCCCUCUCCAUCCCUCUCGCACACCCCCUCUCAUACACACUCAUCCCCUCUCCAUCCCUCUCGCACACCCCCUCUCAUACACACUCAUCCCCUCUCCAUCCCUCUCGCACACCCCCUCUCAUACACACUCAUCCCCUCUCCAUCCCUCUCGCACACCCCCUCUCAUACACACUCAUCCCCUCUCCAUCCCUCUCGCACACCCCCUCUCAUACACACUCAUCCCCUCUCCAUCCCUCUCGCACACCCCCUCUCAUACACACUCAUUUCCUCUCACACCCUCUCAUCACUUCUCGUUCCCUCUCAUCCCCUCAUCCCCUCUCAUCCCCUUUCAUAUCCACUCUCACUCCCUCUCACACACUCUCAUACAGUCUCAUCCCCUCUCAUCCUAUCUCACACACUCUCAUCCCUUCUCAUUUCCUCUCAUACCCUCUCAUCCACUCUCAUAUACUCACUUACACACUCUCAUCCCUCUCAUUCCCUCUCAUACACUCUCAGCCCCUCUCAUCCUCUCUCAUACACUCUUAUACACUUUUAUUCACUGUCAUCCCCUCCCAUCCACUAUCGUAUACACUCGCAUCCCCUCUCAUACACACUCAUACCCCCUAAUCCCCUCUCAUCCCCUCUUAUUUGCUCUCAUACACUCACUUACACACUCUCAUCCCUCUCAGUCCCUCUCAUACACUCUCAGCCCCUCUCAUCCUCUCAUACACUCUUAUACACUUUUAUUCACUGCCAUCCAGUCUCAUCCCUUCGCAACCCCUCUCAUCCACUCUCAUCCCCUCUCAACCCCUCUCAUUCACUCUCAUACACUCUCAUCCCCUCGCAUACACUCUCAUAGACUCUCAACCACUCUCAUUCACUCUCCUUUCACUCUCAUUCACUCUCAUCCCCUCACAACCACCCUCAUACACUCAAUGACACUCUCAUACCCUCUCAUACCCUCCCAUACACUAUCAUGUCCACUCUCACUCCCUCUCACACACUCUCAUAUAGUCUUAUCCCCUCUCAUCCUAUCUCACACACUCUCAUUCCCUCUCAUUUCCUCUCAUACCCUCUCAUCCCUUCUCGUUCCCUCUCAUCCCCUCUCAUCCCCUCUCAUCCCCUCUCAUACACUCUCAUACACUUACUUACACACUCUCAUCCCUCUCAUUCCCUCUCAUACACUCUUAGCCCCUCUCAUCCUCUCUCAUACACUCGUAUACACUUUUAUUCAUGAGCUUGUGGCGGUCGUGAGGAACAACAUGUUUCGCCUCAUACGUUCAAGCAAUUUUGAUGUGCAGGAAGAUGAUGCUGUCAACAUUUACAAGGGGAAGCUCUACCCAACUGCUGUAGCAGCAAGGGAGGAGGUGCGGUUGUACUGUAGGCAGCAGACGUUUGCUCCCUAUUUCCGCUAUAAUCGGUCGAAUCUCAUUGAGGUGUGGUGCAAGUCCAUGGAGGGCAAGGUAUGGCCUCGUGGGGAGGUGCACAGCGGAGAAGGGAUGUGUCCAUUUCGUGUUGUCAUACGGGGACCGCGCUAUAGUAACCUGCGGGUCACGGUGGCUAGUUUGGAUCACGCCGAUAUGUGUGUCACCGAGGCUGCAAGGAUUCGGAGGGAUGAGGUCAAAGAGGUUGCGCGUGAGAUGCUAAAGCAUGGCGACGUGAGACCUCAUGCGUUGAUCAGUCGUGUUAGGGCGGUUUUACGUGUGGAGUGCUCGUACACGGUUGCGCGCGAGGUGCUUUUUGAGCUAAGGAAUGCGGAUCCGUUUUGUGGAGACGAUGGGUUUCAAUACAUGGAGGACCUGGGAGGGGCAUGGAUAUCCGCCACAUCCACUUGUCUCCCCCUCAUACGGGAGUCCUUUUGCAUCACCCAUUUGGUUCGAAACUUCAAAAAUAAGUUCAGGACAGAUCUGGACGGACGAAUUCUUGCAGCAGCAGCAGCCUUGACACCGCAUGUGUAUCUCAAGACAAUGGAAAAGAUUGAGAUGGAAUGUCCCGGUGGAUCCUCCUACCUUGUCGACAAUGGAUUGGGUGUUAAGUGGGCGACAACUUAUUUUGGAGCACCGCGUUACGGAUGCUUGUCUUCUAACCCCGUUGAGUCUCAUCAUGCGUCGCUUUCGGGAUUGCGGGAUAAGAAUCCGCCGCAGGUGCUGCUGGGCUUGGCGGAAAAGCUAUCGACGAAGAUCGAAAAGAGGCGCCGACUCUAUUCCGAGAUGACAGCCGCUGACUUCCCUCCUAGGACAAAGCCAAUAGUCAUUGGGAAUCGCGAUGAGAGCAGAAGAUACAGGGUGGCUGAAUCGGGAGAGAACGAGUACAUAGUACGCGAAGGGGAGGAGAGGCGAGUCGUGACCAUAAACCCCGAGGAUCCUGCAGCCACCCACUGCUCAUGUGGCUACACCAAGUAA
Molecule: messenger RNA, 3222 nt
Organism: Closterium sp. Yama58-4
Lineage: Eukaryota; Viridiplantae; Streptophyta; Zygnematophyceae; Desmidiales; Closteriaceae
Source: the annotation of a GenBank genome assembly